Botrytis sinoallii is the source of this 1389-nucleotide messenger RNA. RefSeq lists its product as uncharacterized. NCBI's taxonomy places the organism in Eukaryota, Fungi, Ascomycota, Leotiomycetes, Helotiales, Sclerotiniaceae. The transcript is spliced from 3 exons. The coding region runs from base 1 to 1389 and encodes 462 amino acids. The record is from RefSeq and is a predicted model, not a curated record.
AUGUCAGAAUCAGAAUCCGACGUUUCUAACCCACUUUACAACAGAGCCCAUGAAGAUUAUCUCUUUUACGGUCGAGAAUUAAUCCCCCAUUUCCCGUACCGGGCCUAUCAUCUAAACAUCCUAAGAUAUCCUUUACCAAAUGGAAGAUUCGAACAGGAUAAUCACCUACCUGCAUUCUUCCUCUAUAGACUCAGAAAGAUGUUUCCAGAGGUUAUUACAACAGUCUUUUCACAUAUCAUUGAGGAACCGUCGAUUGAUCCAGCCGUAGAAACCGAUAUCGAAGGAAGUAGCUUUAUUCCAGAUCUAGUUUUAUUAUCCAGACGAGUCCAUGGCCAUCCAGUUAGCGAUGAUGAAGGAGGAGGUGGACCGAUAACGUCAUAUCCAAUACCAAUCACUGCUCUUUUAUUCCGAGAGGAAACACAAGCGAUCUAUACACCCACUACAGGAGUAGAUUCACAAGCCUGGAAAAUUCAGAAUACGAAAGACUGGAGAGAUCAUAGAAGCACACAACGAAUUCUGGAGAGGAGUGUUUGUAGCAAUCCAUCAGAGGGUACUUAUAGCCAGUUGGUCCAGUUCGCCUACUCUUUGGCGCUCCACGAGAAGUUCCAAAUCGGCUACGAUAGCUGCAUGUGGUGGUCUCCUCUUGUGAGAAAACAUAGUCUUCUAAAGCAAUUUCUGAGGUGGUUUUGGAGCCACUUUGGUCUAUACAUAAAUACGUGUAAUUGGAAUUGGUAUCCAAAGGUAAUGAUCCCAAAAUUCUUCUCAGUCUAUAACCUCCUACAAUACCAUAGAUUAGAGCACCUUACUCUUCGAUUUUCUACCAAGACGAUCAACCUCAAAGAUGGAGAUAUGCACAUGAAUAUGCGUCAAUUCAUUGACAGUUUGUCAGAUAAGCGCUGCGGCGUAAAAGGCUGCAAAGGAAAUAUCUGCGGGAAAAAAUACUGUGGAGACCACUCAUGGUUUCCCAAUCUUCGGAAUAUCACGUAUCUCAAUAGAAAUCACCACACGGAAGGUACUGCAGAAGCUCGCUGUGAUCCAAUGAGAACUGGCUGGUCAAGACGCUUGGUCAAAUAUUUUCAAGACGUUAAACUUUCGAAGUCUAUUGAGGUGAUCUUUGAUGUCUAUGGCGAUGCUGAUGAAGAGAGCUGUGAUAGUGAUGGAGAGUCCGGUAGCGAUUGGAAUGAGGAUCUCUAUAAGAACUAUGAUCCUAAAGAUUAUCAUUAUGAGAGUAAUGAUACGGAUACGCCCGUUCUUUUGCAUAAUCGCCAGUUGGCAGUACAGGAUUGUAUUCGUCGUCUCCUGAUGCCAAAUUCUUUGCUAAAGGGAAACACGGAUGACUUACCUGAAGAUUUGGGGCUCCAGGAAUUGUUUCAAGAUACUGAUAUUUGA